UCACUUGUGCGUACGCAUCAGUGUCGCACACCAAGUAAAGUAGGAAAUCAGGCGGACAGGGCGCAUCUGAAACCUAGAUUUCCAGCCGAUGUGUCAGGUGUAUUUUGACUUCUAGCAGCACACCUGUAUCUAAAACAAUAGCUUUUAUGGCAAAGUACGCAACAGCAUCGUUCCACGACACAUGAACGACAGGAUGAUCCAUCCUGUCUGGAUCAUUCGAUUUAAUUUGGUGCUACCUUCACGAAAAACUCUGGAACGUUGGGAAAAAGAGAGAAAAGAGAAAAAUUACAAGGACUAUGUACCCGAUAAGCUGGAACCAAGACCUUCCGGAUGCAUCCAACUCGCAUUCCUAAUUUGCAACCACCAAGGAGCUCGAGCGACGACUACCGGCGCUUUUGCUUCUGCGUGGUUCUUCAACAGACCACCAAACACGAACGAAUCACCGAACAAUUCUGCCUCCGUUCGGUAUCCUGUCGCGUCUACGAACGCUGCAAACUCGCGGUUACUUACUUCUAAUUCAUCAAUGUAAAAACUAUUAAGAUAUACUUGUCGUUUCGGCCCUUCGCCAUCAGCGACAAACACUGGAUCAUCUGUUCCAACCGAAAAAGUAACUGCAUCUAUUUUUGCCAUGUUUCUCGGACGAUCGAAAUGUUGAUUUCGGUAUAAAUGAGAAGCAUCGUUCGUCGCUUUGCAAUAACCUUGCGUUUCUUUCGAUUGUCUCGUUUGUCGGUUUUGUCGGCUCGCUUCUUGACCGCAAUGACAUUGUUGUUUGCUUAACGGAUCGUUCUCGGAGCAGCUCGGUACACAGCAGAACGUAACGAGAAUGCCUGCGCAUAUCAGUAAACUCGUUGAUCGCGUGUUCAGAACGAACCGGAAUAGAUUUCCCAUUUUCUGGUUUGGAAAUGUUUGUACAGAGAAACGGGCGGAUCGUAUUGUAAUGUAAAGACCUAAUGUUCGAUUGUGAACAUCAGGAACCGAUCACCGUUAACGAGAGUGAAACGGAGAAAGCUCGGAGACUAACAGUCGUGUCGAACACACUUCAGUUCACGUCACAUUACGUUAUUAGACACGGCAAAUUGCAUCGCUCUGUCCUAGAACUACGGCAGGCGAUAACCAAUCCGGCAGUAAAGAAAACGAAACGAAACGAAACUAAACCAAUUGACGGAAGUGGAUGGUGGUGCCAUCUUACGCCACAGAUAGAACUCGUACGAACCGUACCACAAACUACAAAAAUCUGUGACCGUACGAUAUGACUUGGGCGAAUGUGAUUCGCGUGGAACUCAUCCUAGUAUGCCACGUACCAUUUAUACGUAUCUACUCGUGUAAAAUUUGUUAGGUAGAAUGUUUCUAAUGUUUCCGUUUUCUCUGUGAUACGCGAUAGAAAAUUAGUAAAAAUUUACAAUCGGUUUGCUACAGUGUGCGUUUAGUACAUACAAUAACAAUGGUUUCCUUGAAACAUUCCAAACUAGGGUUCUGUACUCUUGGUAUUUUUGUAUGUUACUUCUAUUUUGCUAUGUUACAAGAAAAAAUCACUCGGGGCCAAUACGGAGAUGAAAAGAACAGUGAAAGAUUCACCUAUAUGUUUACUCUAGUUUUCUUUCAAUGCUUAGUCAAUUACCUAUUCGUUAAGACUAGUUUAUUAACAGUGAUGAAGCAAGGCGAAGAUACUACUCCAAAAACAUAUCACGCGAUAUCCUCCCUCACUUAUUUACUCGCAAUGGUGUGCAGUAACAUGGCUUUACAGUUUGUCAGUUAUCCGACACAAGUAAUUGGAAAAGCUGGUAAACCGAUUCCUGUGAUGAUACUCGGAGUACUGCUUGGGAACAAGGUUUAUCCAGUUAGGAAGUAUUUAUUUGUCUUCUUAGUUGUCAUUGGUGUUGCUUUCUUUAUGUACAAAGACGUCAGUCCAUUGAAGAAGGAAGUCGAAGGACAAACUACAUUCGGAGAACUGUUACUGUUACUCUCUUUAACCAUGGAUGGUAUAACCAGCGCCGUACAGGAACGCAUGAGGGCAGAGAAUAAAACCAAGUCUGGACACAUGAUGUUAAACAUGAAUGGAUGGUCGAUAAUAUUCAGUGGAACCGUUAUCCUAAUCUCGGGAGAAUUUCUGGAAUUUGUCCAGUUUUUACGCAAAUAUCCUUUCGUUAUAUGGCAUAUGGCCACAUUUUCGAUAGCAGGCGCGUUUGGGCAGUACUUUAUAUUUCUAACCGUCGCGGAAUUCGGUCCGCUACCGUGUUCUAUUAUAACUACCACUAGAAAGUUUUUCACAGUUCUAGGAUCAGUACUUAUUUUUGGAAAUACUUUGACCACCAGGCAAUGGUUAGGUACAUUCACAGUAUUUGCAGGACUAUUUCUAGACGCUAUGUAUGGUAGGGAUAAAUCUUCCAAAAAGAAUGUAACGAAAUAAGAGAGACGAACGUGUGCGCGAGUGCGUUCGUGUGCAAUUAGGUAUCGUAAUGUGUCGAAGCUCGCGAAAUCUGACGUGUCGAAGGCUUUACGAUUUCGUACAAAACGUGAAGUCGUUAUAUUAUAUUAUAUUAUAUUACAUUAUGU
This is a messenger RNA of Nomia melanderi (Alkali bee), 2553 nucleotides long. RefSeq names its product Solute carrier family 35 member B1 homolog meigo (gene meigo). The record is from RefSeq and is a predicted model, not a curated record. Gene Ontology annotation, molecular function: UDP-glucose transmembrane transporter activity; UDP-galactose transmembrane transporter activity. Gene Ontology annotation, cellular component: Golgi membrane; endoplasmic reticulum membrane. Gene Ontology annotation, biological process: UDP-galactose transmembrane transport. Lineage: Eukaryota; Metazoa; Arthropoda; Insecta; Hymenoptera; Halictidae.